Darwinula stevensoni is the source of this 4898-nucleotide messenger RNA. The record is from the annotation of a GenBank genome assembly. NCBI's taxonomy places the organism in Eukaryota, Metazoa, Arthropoda, Ostracoda, Podocopida, Darwinulidae.
AUGGCUUCAGGAAGCAAGGGGCCAGGCCUCUAUGAGUUCCUCAUUGAGGCAGAACUACAGCAAUAUUACAGUGCUUUCAAAACGCAGCUGAAGGUAGGUAAUGUUUCUCAGCUCAAGUAUGUCACUGAAGAGGACCUGAGUGGGCUGGGGCUCACAAAACCAGAAAUCAGGAGACUGAAGAAAUUCUUCCAUAAGUAUUUUCCUCAGACCUACCUCAGCAAAUUCAAGAAGAAACUCCUUUCCAAGAAAGAAGAUGGUGGUAUUGCUGUUGGCAUUGUUCACCCAUCAAGACAGGAGCGUCCUCCAGUGAAAGUGCCUUCCAAGCAUAUCAUUCCCGCUGAAGCAAUAGUCAUCAAUAAAGAAUUGGGAACAGGAGAAUUUGGUGUUGUACAGCAAGGAAUCUGGACCAACGAGGAAGGCGAUAGAAUCCAGGUGGCAAUCAAGUGCUUGAGCAAGGAUCGCAUGCAGGCCAACCCCCUUGACUUCUUGAAGGAAGCUGCCAUCAUGCAUGGCAUCGAUCAUGAGCACAUUGUCCGUCUGUACGGCGUUGUGCUGGACACAGAUGCUCUCAUGCUUGUCACAGAGCUGGCCCCAUUACGAUCCCUCUUGGAGUGCCUGAAGGAGCCUGCACUGCGUCCAACCUUCACCGUCUUCACUCUAUGCGAUUUUGCCGUUCAAAUCUGUGAUGGAAUGUCCUAUCUGGAGUCCAAGCGACUCAUCCACCGGGACCUGGCAGCUCGGAACAUCCUUGUAUUUACUAAACACAAAGUGAAGAUAUCAGACUUCGGACUUAGUCGUGCUCUUGGAGUUGGCAAGGACUACUAUCAAACCAACUUUAAUGUGAAUCUGAAACUACCAAUUGCCUGGUGUGCCCCAGAGUGCAUCAACUACUUGCGAUUCACAUCUGCCUCAGAUGUCUGGGCCUAUGGUGUGACUCUGUGGGAAAUGUUCAGUUAUGGUUUCCAACCAUGGGCAGCAUUGACAGGGCAACAGAUUCUUGAAGCAAUUGAUGAACCCCAUUUUCAUCGAUUGGAACAGCCAGAACAUUGCCCCAGGGAGUACUAUUCAAUCAUGCUGAGAUGUUGGCAGCAUGACCCUGCCAAGCGUCCUCAUUUCUCAGAAUUGCUCACAUUGCUCCCUGAUUGCAAGCCUGAACAAGUGCAAGCCAUUGCCGAGUACGAGGGACCUGCUUCCCGCGAGCAGCUGAUGUUUCGGGCAGAGGAUAUCAUCACUGUCCUAGACAAGAAGCCUAUACCAGAAUCAUCCAGUACAAAUCCCAUCUGGAAAGGUGUGCUGCCAAAUGGAAAGACUGGUUUGUUUCUUGCCACCAAGACUGUGGCAUACUUGGGCACCAAGAUCCCUUGCAGCAAGCAUUCUUUCAACCGUGGAGGUUGGGGAGAUGUCAAUCUCAAUUUCUCUGAAGUUAAUUCAUUGAAAGGCAAGUCAUUCGUAGUGGAUCCAUUGUGCAUUUCAGAUGGGAAGAAUGUGUAUUCAUCAAAAAGGAGACUCACUCGAGAGAUGAUCAGUUGCCCUCAGGCAGACUUCAGGCACACUGGACACGUCGGGAUUGAUGGUGCAUUCUUUGGGGAUGUCCCCAAGCAAGUCGUUUCCCCGUUCAACCCCCAGCAAGAUGAGGAGAAUCCGCCAUUGACUCCCAUGACUCCAGGGCCUUCUUUGACAAGGGCACCAAGUGACCUGUCAGAUCGGGCUCCCCUCCUCACACCAAAGACUCCAACUGAUAAGACCAAGAAUGGACCUGCUUCUCUUGAUACAUUAUGGGUCCAUCAGUCAACCCAACGAAAUCAAAGAGGGCAUGCCACACCAGAACCUGGAGAGAAGCCAGCUGUUGGUGUGGUUGGACCCUUGACUGCACCUGGACCCCAUGAGUAUCAUGAAAUCUCCUCUGAUGAAGAAGAGCUCAAUGGAAACAUUAGCCCCGGCUUUGAUGCUGGUUUUGGCUUGAACACUGGCAGCCUUGUUGAUGAGAUCUUCAGCGUCCUGACUUCCACUGCUUCUCACGUGAGUCCCCCCGUGGCUGAGUCUCCCAAUGAGGCCCACAAUGCGAGGAAUGAGAUCCGAGAGAUUGAGGCCUCUGCUGCAGCAGCUGCUGCCAAAACUGGACCAAAGAAGAAGCAGGCAACUGUGAAGCCUAUGAGUGCAACAGAUCAGAGGAUCCUCGAGGCUGCCAUCACCAAAGCCCGGGAACUCGCAAGUCAGUCGGUGACAGACUUGGGAGUAUCCUCACCUGAGGGAGAUGAAGACUCCUCUGUUCCCCUCACACCAGUCUCCCCAAACAAGAGGAAAUUCACCUUCAAGCUCCCUCUUCGAAGCAGCCCUAAAGGCGAGCGGAAGCCGUUCUCCUCUCAGGCCAGUUCCAUCCCUGACAUCCAGUCAACAUUGACUGAGGAAGCAAAGGAAGCUUACAAUGCAUUGGUGGAGAAACCAGCCUCAGCAGCCAUUGUUCAAUCUUCAUCUGAAGACCUGGAAUCGCCCAUCGAGGACAAUCCCUUGCGACGGCUCCGCUCUGUCGGAGCUCCGUUGUUCGUUCCUCCUGGCCGAGCAGUCAAGAAGCCCCCGGUUCUACCCCCAGUGUUGCCCAAACCUCGACCUGCUCCACUUCACAUCCCAAAUUCCAAUUUUGAUGUGCAGCCAGAAAAUGGGAGCAAGAACCCCCUCCCACUCCCACCACGUGAUCGCUCCAAGCCCAGCUUUCAAGCAGAUGAACCCAGGAGGCAUCAACGAAUCCAUCCUCUGGUCAUUCCCGAUGGAUUGUCCGUCAAUCAUGCCACCGUCAAUGGGGCUGCCGGAAUCUCAGCCAUCAAGAGAAACGAUCCUGGAGAAUCUCGACCAAUUGGGAAGCAACCCACAGCCAAGGUUCAUCCCCAACCCAUCGUAAAGCCAGAUCAGCAUCAUGUGACCAGAUCAUCCGCUACAGCCCUGGAUGAUAGUUUCGAGACUCAGAUUGCAGCUGAAUUGGAUUCCCUGGAGAAGGUUGGCCCAUUGUACACCAGUGGUGACCAUGUGUCCUGUGAGGAUCUCCUAGAAUUUGCCCUGGAUCGACCGAACGCUCAGCGCACUCGAGGUCGAGCCCACGGGAUCGCUAGCGAUGAAGUCCGCAUCAUGAUCAAAGUCUUGUCUGGCAAAGUGCAAGGGGAAGAGUGCCAGGAGUUUCUGAAUGCCACCGACUGGAACAUCCAUGAGGCCGUCAAACUGGCCCGUCUUCAUGUCCUGCUGAAAGAGGCCAGUGUGGAGGUGGGGAGUGGGCCAUCAGCCAGGCAGGCCCUCCAGGCAUGUGAAUGGGAUGUCCAAAGGGCUUUUGGGUACCUAGUUGCCACAUGCGGACCAGAAGCAGACGUGGCCAACGUCUGAGGCGUUUUUCUACCUUGUCUGAGAAAUGUAUAGUUUCUACUUUUAUAUGAGACUUUCCCAUCCUCUAUAACUCAGCUUGAUACUCAGGUGAAGUGCUUUCUCCUCUGUAAGCUAGGAUAGGUUCCAUGGUUACAUAUCACAUGCUGAAGCUUUAGGCAGGGAAGUGCAUACCUGACGGCCUUACGAGAAUCUCGGGUCUCCUUCUAGGGAAGUGUGUUUGUAACAUCUGUAUUUUGUAGUGCAGCAGCUUUAAGGACCCUUAACUGUUGUAAGUUCUGUAGCAUUCACUCUUGAUGAACUGAGAAUACUCCCACAGUAUAUACAGAAUCGUUUCUAUUGUCGUGUAUGAUGAGUUAUUCGCAUGGCUUCCGACGUGUGUUCCAAUUUCCAUGAUUUGGUUGGUCUUAAUAACUGAUGACCAUUUUAUGAGAUGUUGGGGAAUGAUGCAUAGUUUUGGAUUAAGAGCAGUUGAAUUUGCAUCCAACAUCAGGACAGCUCUGGUCCAUGUCAAAUAUUGGGACCAUGAUUGAGUCAGGAAGAAGGAGGUGCAGCCUCCACUUUUUGGCCCAUUUCCAUCUGAGUAAUGCUUAUUUCGUAUUGUUAGAGCAUUUUGAUAUUAGGUCUGGAAUUUUGUCAGUGUGUUAAAAACUAGUCGCUGAAGUGGAGUCACUUACUGGCUCGGCUCUUUGGAAAGAGUACUGCAUGCUGUCUUGUCGUUUUCUGGCUUCCAGAUGCAUUUGCCUUUGUCUGUAGAUUAGUUGUUUAGUAUUUUGUGUCAAUUGCUUGCCUCUCGGUCAUUAGUCACAGGAAAGUCUACAAUGUCAAAAGAUGUGGUGCUCUACGUUUUGUUCCUGUUAUGAAAUGUAUGUGAAGAGAGCUUUAAAAAAAACGAUGUCCUAGAUGUUUAUAUGUAUGCAAGUACCGGUACUAGAACAAAUAGUGGUGUAUAUGAAAUGAUAUGCUUGGAUGAAAAAGCGAAGAUGUUAUGCAGGUCUCAUAAACAGUUUCGGUUUCAGCAUUCACACUUAAGGAUUAUUGUAUAAGUGGCUGGUUCCCAGAUGGAUGAUUUUGGUACCUCUUAUUGAACACAGUGACAAACUCUUCCAAUUACUCUUGUUAAGUCUGCGAUUUUUCUUUCAAGCGAUGGAUGUGUGAUGUUUGCAGGAAUGAUGCCCUUACCCCUUACUGUUAUGAAAUAUUUUUCUUUUAUCAGACUGUAAUUUCAUCCUUGUAUCCUGAAGAACAGUAUCAGUACAUGAUAGGAGAUAUGACAUCUUCAUGUCGUACCAUGGAUAAACUCGUACUUCUGCAGCCAUGUCUGAAGAUUCAUGCAGAUUGGAUUGCAUGUUAUGGAUGUACAUUCAGUUCUGGUCAACUUGGAAAGCCGUUGUGCAUAGACAUGUAUAUCCCAUUAAAAGUAUGGGGAGCACAUUCAAAUCUAAAUACAAAAUGUGUAAUAUGGAAAAUAGAAGUGAUAUGCUCUGAAUCUGCAUCUUCAACUCCUCUGUGCUCCAAUUGAAUAUGGCAGA